Annulohypoxylon maeteangense is the source of this 1089-nucleotide messenger RNA. RefSeq lists its product as uncharacterized. The coding region runs from base 249 to 833 and encodes 194 amino acids. NCBI's taxonomy places the organism in Eukaryota, Fungi, Ascomycota, Sordariomycetes, Xylariales, Hypoxylaceae. The transcript has 3 exons. The record is from RefSeq and is a predicted model, not a curated record.
CCUAGAGCUUAGGUAGGUGCGUACCAGGUAGCAGCGUAGGUACUGUAGGUAAUUAGCUGCAAGUCGCAAUCGCAUUUCAAGGUUUCGGUACUACUUGGGUAGGUAGCUACGAUGGGAAUUCUAAAUUCUAAAUAAUCUAAAUAUAACCGACGCAACGUCAUCCCGUUCUUCUUCCAUUCCAAUCCAAGCCAACCUCCCUUCUUGCCAUCAUUUAGACUUGCCUUGCCUUGCCUGGCGGCUAUCCCAAAAUGGACUUUGCUCCAUAUCAAUCCUCCCCGCCCGAGAACAAUAGACCUUUCUCUCCUCCUCGAUCGAACGUGGCAUCACCGCGCGCCUCCCUAGACAACCGACGACCGUAUUCUCCUUCGAACCAGCAACAGAGAGGCUUCGCGUCUCCGCCACCGCUACAACAUCCCCAGCCUCAGCGAACUUGGCAACCUACACUUCCCGGAGCUGCGGCAGGUGGUUAUGUCCCGGAGGGUGGAGCAUACGUGAGCGAGUUCGACACGAGCCUAGGAAUACGGUUAGAUUAUGAGGCCUGUUUGGCAUAUCUAGCACUACCACCCUUAGGCGCUAUCAUACUCUUGAUUCUAGAGCGGAAGAGCGAUUUCGUGAGAUUCCACGCGUGGCAGUCUAGUCUCUUAUUCACCGUCAUCUUCAUCGUACAUCUGAUCUUCUCAUGGUCAACAUUCCUCAGCUGGGUCAUAUUUAUUGCCGAUUUGGGAUUGAUGGGUUGGUUGGCUUUGCGUGCGUAUAGGGAUGCGGAUACCCUAGAUAGAUUCGAAGUACCUCUUUUCGGUCACAUUGCAAGUCGAAUACUAGAUGACGAGUAAAGCCCACCGGUGGCCUGGUUUUAUAUCCAUCUUAGAGGAUUCGGGCUGAGUCUGCAUUUCGCUGUAUCAUAUCGGCUACCGCUAUUGUUGUACAUAUACCCAAGUUGGUUUCUGUGUUGACAUCAACUAAUGUCAUUUGUUGACGCCUGAAUUCCAUGGAGCAUUAAAUGCUAUGGUUCUAUAGUUAUUAUAGCUGUAAGCUUUAAUAAAAUGGCAGUCGUGCAGACCGUUUAUGGUCAUUGAAAAGAAAUACCUU